GGCGUGGGAUUCUAUGCGAUUGAAAAAGUUGAGUUAAAUGCCAUUUUGGGUUCUGUAUGAGUAUUUUGGGUUAAGUUGAAACAAGGGUGUGUACGUGUAUCCGGCACCAGUCAGUUUCGGUUAUCCAUUGCCUUGUCUUCUCCUUUGCCGUCGAUUCUUUCAUUUCUCCCAGAGACUAGAGAGAGAUAGAGGAAGGCGGAGAGACAAAGACAGAGAUGGGGAAGCCGAGUAUGCAGUCAGAGAGAUUUUCCGCGGAUUUUGUAAUGGCAGGAGUCGCUGCAUCGAUAUCGAAGAGCGCGGUGGCACCGAUCGAAAGGGUGAAGCUUUUAUUACAGAACCAAGGAGAGAUGUUGAAGAGAGGAAAUCUACAGAGGCCUUAUCUUGGUAUUGGAGACUGCUUUAAGAGAGUGCUCAGGGAGGAGGGUGUGUUGUCUUUUUGGAGAGGAAAUCAGGCUAAUGUCAUCCGUUAUUUCCCUACCCAGGCCUUCAACUUUGCGUUCAAGGGGUACUUCCAGAGUCUGUUUGGAUGUUCGAAAGAGAAAGAUGGAUAUGCAAAAUGGUUAGCUGGAAAUGUAGCAUCUGGCAGUGCUGCUGGAGCAACCACUUCCUUGUUUCUAUAUCACUUGGACUAUGCACGUACUCGACUAGGAACUGAUGCAAAGGAAUGCUCAAUUAAUGGUCAGCGCUCAAUUAAUGGUCAGCGCCAGUUUAAAGGGCUAUUAGAUGUUUAUAGGAAGACACUGUCAAGUGAUGGGGUUGUAGGCCUGUAUCGGGGAUUUGGUGUUUCAAUCUUGGGGAUUACCCUCUACCGUGGAAUGUACUUUGGGAUCUAUGACACAAUGAAGCCAAUUGUUCUGGUGGGGCCAUUUGAGGGAAAUUUCCUUGCCAGUUUCCUUUUAGGUUGGAGUAUUACAACAGUUUCUGGAUUCUGUGCAUACCCCUUUGAUACCAUGAGGCGAAGAAUGAUGCUGACCUCUGGACAAUCCUCCAAAUAUCGUAAUGCAUUUCAUGCCUUCCAACAGAUUGUUCGCCAGGAGGGUUUUGCUGCUCUUUUCCGAGGAGUAACUGCAAACAUGCUUCUAGGUAUGGCAGGGGCUGGAGUCCUUGCAGGUUAUGAUCAGCUGCACCGCUUUGCAUACAAACAUGGUUCUGGCUUUGAGCCACGGAGGAGAACCUUGAAGUGAAGUAUCCCGUGAUACAUAGGCUAUGAUUAUUUAUUAGGGAUUGAGCUUUCUCAGUAAAUGCAUAUAGACGACAAGGGAAAGCCUUCCAUGUAUAUAAUUUGUACAGCACAAUCAAUUAAAUUGAUUCUUUGGGCUAUGAAAAAAAUAUUAUAUAAGGUUGUUUUGGUUUGCGGUGCAAAUCUUGACCUGGUGCAAAAUUUAUACCAUUUUUGACUCUAUACCCAUUCUUUCAUUGGUGCAAAAUUGUACUUCUAUGAAGUGUCUGCAGAUUUGUCACUUGGAGCAUGCAUAGGACUUUUUUCGUCAUUGGAACAGUCAGGUUCAUUUGACUCACUUGAUAGAUUUGAGCUUUUUACUAUCAGUUAGUCAAACCACUGGAGCACACCAUUAAAGCUGAGCUUGAUGCCACUGGUGAAGGUUAUCAAAUGUGUAAUCUUGUAGCUGUACCGUCAGGAGGUUUCCCUUCCUGAUUUUUUUGGACUUUUAAUUUGUACUCACAGAUUCAUGGGCGGCUUUAAUUUUAAGCUCCCACAACCGAUAGUAGUUCUUGCAGGUGCAUUUUCUUGUGGUCUGGACGUGAAGCAGCACUUGUUCUUGCUAGAACUCUUGUUUAUAAUCUUUCUUUUUUCCUCAUCUCUUUUACAGUCUUUAA
This is a messenger RNA of Nelumbo nucifera (sacred lotus), 1836 nucleotides long. It is a transcript of the gene ER-ANT1, whose product is annotated as endoplasmic reticulum-adenine nucleotide transporter 1. Gene Ontology annotation, cellular component: mitochondrial inner membrane. Lineage: Eukaryota; Viridiplantae; Streptophyta; Magnoliopsida; Proteales; Nelumbonaceae. Gene Ontology annotation, biological process: mitochondrial ATP transmembrane transport; mitochondrial ADP transmembrane transport. The record is from RefSeq and is a predicted model, not a curated record. Gene Ontology annotation, molecular function: ATP:ADP antiporter activity.